Aphis gossypii (cotton aphid) is the source of this 3916-nucleotide messenger RNA. RefSeq names its product potassium voltage-gated channel protein Shaw-like. Gene Ontology annotation, cellular component: voltage-gated potassium channel complex; dendrite membrane; neuronal cell body membrane. The record is from RefSeq and is a predicted model, not a curated record. Gene Ontology annotation, molecular function: delayed rectifier potassium channel activity; protein binding. The coding region runs from base 887 to 2701 and encodes 604 amino acids. NCBI's taxonomy places the organism in Eukaryota, Metazoa, Arthropoda, Insecta, Hemiptera, Aphididae. Gene Ontology annotation, biological process: potassium ion transmembrane transport; protein homooligomerization. The transcript is spliced from 13 exons.
UGUUUUGAUUCAUUACAUUUCCUUUGAACUCAAAUGCUAUUUUUCUUUUUUUGUUAUAUCAUAUUAUCAUUUUUAUUCUAUGUUUUUUUUAUAUUUUGUAUUUACCUAUUUUUCAAAAAUAACCGCGAUUCGCAAUAUUUAGGUUCUUCUUUUUGUAUGAUAAGUGAUAACUAUCUUACAGUUAUCAUGUUUAAAAUUAAAUUUGCAUAAAUUAUUUGGUAAUAAUCAUAGUAUGUAUAUUGUAUACCGAUCAUAGUAUUAGUGGUAUUGUAAAGUAUACCUUUAUACUGUUGACCAGCGUAAACUGCCUUACUGGUGACAACGAUGAAGACGUUACCGUGGUAACCACAAUCUGAACGAUUGGACCACGAGAGCGGCGACGGCGCUGGCGGCGGCGUCUACUAUACGGUACAAGUCCCCAGUACCGAACGAAUUCACCGGCUUGAAACAACCGUUCGCUGAAGUUAUAGUUUAUCCCGUCACACAAAGUGCGAUCACCAAUAGAACGUAAUUUUCGAAAGUAGCUUUAUUCGUGUUAAAAGUACGUUGCGUCUAAAUCAAAAUGUGCAUACUUUUAGCUAAUUUACGUUUUAAAUUUGUCAAAAUAUGUUGAAAUAAGAGAAAAAAGAAAGACAUUAUGUAUGAAUUCGACAACGACACGACCAUUGUAGAAGAGGUUGACGGUCGAUUAUGUGUACUUGUUCGCAGCAAAUACACAAUGCUUCAAAAUUAUUAACGUCAAAGCUAUUCUUCAGAACAUGUGGAGGUGAAACAACUACUUCGUCAUGCCAAUGGAAACUAAUCUACAGAUAAAACUUUCCUGCGCUGGGAUCCUUUAUUUUUGUUCACGAUCUAACGAUGCGUGACGACCAAGGUUGCAGUUGACAUGGAUGGUGAGAACAGGAUCAUACUAAACGUCGGUGGUAUCCGUUACGAGACCUACAAAGCCACAUUGAAGAAAAUACCAGCUACAAGGCUUAGCAGACUCACUGAAGCUUUAGCCAAUUACGAUCCUGUGCUCAACGAGUAUUUUUUUGAUAGGCACCCAGGCGUGUUUGCCCAAGUACUCAAUUACUAUAGAACGGGGAAACUUCAUUAUCCAACAAACGUUUGUGGACCACUUUUCGAAGACGAGCUGGAGUUUUGGGGACUCGACUCAAAUCAAGUAGAGCCCUGUUGCUGGUCUACUUACAGCAUCCACAGAGACACUCAGGCCACUCUUGCCAUUCUCGAUAAGUUGGAUAUCGACUCUGAGAAACCGAACGAGGAAGAAGUUGCCAGAAUGUUUGGUUACGAGGAAGAAUACUUGGCUGGAACUCUGAACCUUUGGCAGAGGACCAAGCCAAAAUUAUGGGCACUCUUCAACGAACCGCAUUCUUCGUUAUCGGCCAAGGUAAGUGUGGUAGUCGCAGUCAUAUCCGUGUUUUUUAUAUGUGUGUCCGUACUGUCGUUUGCACUGAAAACUCAUCCUGACUUACGAGUAGCUACACUGAGAAAUGUAACCGUACCUAAGGAUCGACCGCCAGCCCCGGGUGAGGAUCCACCGAUGGAAUGGGUACUCAGCAAGGAUCGUACUGAUCCUCACGAGGCUUUUUUCUAUGUAGAACUUGUUUGCAAUGUUUGGUUCACAUUCGAACUUCUCGCUAGAUCUAUAGUAACCCCCAACCUUGUCCAUUUUGCCAAGUCUCCGGUGAACAUCAUCGACUUUGUGGCUACACUCAGCUUCUACACGGAUACCAUGUUGCAAAGCACACUUGCCCACCGUUUCGACAACACCGAGAUACUAGAAUUUUUUUCGAUCAUACGUAUCCUAAGGUUGUUCAAACUUACCAGACACUCGCCCGGGCUAAAAAUACUCAUACAUACGUUCAAGGCAUCUGCUAAGGAGCUGACGCUGCUAGUCUUCUUCUUAGUAUUGGGCAUCGUCGUUUUUGCUAGCCUGGUGUACUACGCCGAACGAUUGCAGGCCAAUCCACAAAACGACUUCAAAAGCAUACCGGAAGGACUUUGGUGGGCGAUCGUGACUAUGACUACGGUCGGAUACGGCGACAUGGCGCCUAAGACGUACAUGGGUAUGUUUGUCGGCGCGCUGUGCGCCUUGGCUGGCGUGCUGACCAUUGCGCUCCCCGUUCCUGUAAUCGUGUCGAACUUUUCCAUGUUUUAUUCACACACACAGGCUCGUUCAAAGUUACCCAAAAAAAGGAGAAGAGUACUCCCUGUGGAACAGCCUCGACCAAAACGUUGUGACGCUGUCUGUGCAGGUGUCAUGGGUGCUGCUGGGUUGAUAGGAAAUCGUAGAAUGGUCGCCGCUCCUACCCCUGGAGCGAUACUCAAAGAUACUUUCGUAAAUCCUAAACUAGGCAACAUUAACGGGAUGAACGUGCUGAGUCUCGCAUUCCAAGCACCACAAAUACCGGGCAUACCUGCACCAUCGUUUAUGCCGUACAACUCGCCCCCGAGACACUCGCAGGGUUCGCAAGACACAUUUCCCGGAGGCGUACUUAACGGCCGUGGCGGCGUUGUGGCUCCGGCUCCACUCCAACCAAGGGCGGCGACGAUCGAAUCCGUAUUCCUCCCUUUACAGCCGAGUUUGUUGGUGUCCUUGGGAGAGGACUCCAGGCCUCAGGACAUUAUAAUGCAGAGGACGUCUUCGUUGCCGAACUCAUCUGGAAACGAUUCGGUCAACCCGUCGUCUUCAUGAACAUUUUGCUCACGUUAGAUUGUUUUUUAUUUUUAGAUUCGUUUGCAAUGUUUACAUUGGCCCAACGCCAUCUAGUGUCGAAAUGACGGCGGUGAUCGGUACCAGGAAACCGAAUUCGUUCGCAACACAGAUAGCGGCUACUCACUCAUAAACGCUAUAAUGUUAUUAUUAUACUACUGUUCAAAACAGGCUAAAUAUUUUUCGUACAUCUUACUUAAUUCUAAAAAUAAUAUUGAUAUUGAAUGAACAGGCGAAGCCUGAGUUAAAUAUAGUUUCUCGUUACUUUUGGAUGCAUCGAAGUGUUGUGUCAAUCCAACUUUCGAUGGUCGUUAAUUGUGUGAAGAUAUUUUUAUGUGCGGUAACAGAUAUAAUCAUAUUUUCUAGAUAAACACUCUGAAACAAAUAUUAGUUAUGUACCUAUGUAUGUUUAUCAUGAUUCUAAGUCUUUGAAAUUAAAUUAAAAAUCAAAACAAUUAAUACACGUGUGUAAUUAAAUUAUUUUAACCCAUAAAUCAAUCGCACGUGACAAUUAUUAUUUAAAAAAAAAGUAUUGUAUAAAUGUUUUUCUUUUUGUUAUAUUUUACAAAAAAAACCAUCACCGUGGUCCACUAUAUGAAAUCUGUUCAAUCUUUAAUAUUAUAAUCUAUUAAUAACAUUUUAAUAAUAUAUAUUGUACGUUACCACGCUUAAAUAUUGUAUACCAAUGUCCAACAUUACGUUAAUAUUACCCUUUUAUAAAUAUUAUAUUAUGUUUAAUACAUUUUCAUUAUUCUGUGAUAUUUUGUUAUAUACAUAUUAUGUGUUUUUUUUUUUUUUAAUUUUAAUUUUGAUAAUAAUUUAGUCUUAAUACUGUAUAAUAUUUUAAAAAAAGAAGUGAAAAUUGUGCAUUUCCGAUGUUAAAGUAAAUCUGUUUGAAAUCAACUAAUACCCCGAACGACUGAUAGGUAAUAAAAUAUUAUAUGUAUAUAUAUUAUACUGAGUCUUGCAAGAAAUAAAAGAGUAUAAGGGGUCUCAUAGAUGAAUAGAAACUAUAAAAAUAUAUUAAAAUAUUACCGUAAUAAUAAUUGAUGUUGUCAAUAUUUAUUUGUAAAUUUUUUGCACUAUUGUUUUUAAUUUAAAAUAAAAAAAAAUAUAUACCAAUCGAUAUUCAAUAAUAAUAUUAUGUAUUUAUUGUGAUUAAACUUGGUUUUUUCUUUUAGUUUUUCCGUACAUUAU